This is a messenger RNA of Mucor mucedo, 2465 nucleotides long. RefSeq names its product OPT oligopeptide transporter protein-domain-containing protein. Gene Ontology annotation, cellular component: fungal-type vacuole membrane. The record is from RefSeq and is a predicted model, not a curated record. The coding region runs from base 318 to 2312 and encodes 664 amino acids. Gene Ontology annotation, molecular function: oligopeptide transmembrane transporter activity. The transcript has 4 exons. NCBI's taxonomy places the organism in Eukaryota, Fungi, Mucoromycota, Mucoromycetes, Mucorales, Mucoraceae.
ACCCGUUUGUGAGGACAACCGGAACUUUAAAUUAUGUAUACAGCAAAAGCAUAUUUUUGUUCUGUUCGUUUCUAAAUUUUCGAAAGUCUGCUUGGGAGUUUCAAAAAUUUAAACGUGUCCAGGUUAUAAUGUCAAUAGAAGUCGGGGAACGCGUCAACUCAUUUAGAAGUAGGAAUGACAAAUCCUUCUCAUGUAACUAGUCUAAUGUUCUUUAUUUUUCAUACCUCCACUCCAAAGCCGACAACGAAAUAUGUCAUGAGCUUCCAAUAAAUUUCUCUAUCCGCUCAACGCUGGUUGGAUUGGCUAUAGGCACUUUAAUGUGUUUCUCCAACAUGUAUUUUGGUCUACAGACAGGCUGGAUAUCCAUGAUGUCUCUUCAAGCAUCCUUAUUAGGCUUUGCUAUUUUCAGACCUUUUCAAAACAGGCUUGCGUGCCAGUUUGGGCCAAUCGAAAACGUAUAUUUACAGACCGUCGCUGUCGCAACUGCCACCAUGCCAUUAGCUGCCGGUUUUGUCGGUAUUAUUCCUGCUCUAGGUCAAUUGACAGCUUCUGAUAAUCCUAGUGGGCCCAUCAUUUUGUCUGCCUGGAAGUUAAUGCUAUGGUCACUAGGAUUAUCGUUUUUCGGUGUAUUUUUUGCUAUUCCACUUCGAAAGCAGACAAUUAUUAAAGAGCAAUUAAAAUUUCCCUCAGGAACAGCUACAGCCCAAAUGAUUACCCUUUUGCAUGACAUACCCGAACCACAAUUGAGACAAAGAACAGGACUAAACAGAAUUCAAUUGCAGCAGCAGCAGGAAGCGCAUGAGUUAACAUCAGUCAGUGAAGACACUUCCACUAAUUUAUCCGUAAAUGAAAAUCUGGUUACCGUUGACGAACAACCUUCUGAUAUAGCAUGGUCAUUGAAGUUACAUGCAUUACUGGUAUCAUUUUCAUUGUCAUCAGCAUAUACUUUGACGUCCUAUUUCUUCCCUAUAAUAUACGCAUUGCCUGUUUUCAAUUGGAUAACUUUUAAUUACAUAGACUUUAAGGCGUGGGAAUGGUAUUUUACACCCAGUCUUAGUUAUAUUGGUCAAGGCAUUAUUAUGGGCCUUCCUACAACACUUUCAAUGCUAUUAGGAGCUUUUGUUGGUUGGGGCAUACUGUCGCCUCUAGCUUAUUUCUCUGGUUGGGCACCUGGACCUAUUAAUGACUGGAAAACCGGAUCAAAAGGAUGGAUACUUUGGGUUUCAUUGGGUGUGAUGAUAUCAGAGUCCAUUGUUUCCUUGGCAACUGUCUUAGUAAAACAGGCAUUUCUUAUGAUCAGAUCAGAACGAUCAGUUGAUACUGAUCAACAAGAAGGAUUGCUAGGAGAAUUUCAAAAUGACGAAGGGUGGGGAGAUGAUGGAAAUGAAACUCCAUCUCUACCUGCGAUACAUUCAAAAAAUGAUUUACCAACACAUCAGCAGGUGCCAUUCUAUAUGACUGUGACUGGAUUAAUUGCUUCUGUAAUACUUUGCAUAGUCAUGGUCAAAAUCGUGUUUGGGAGUGAAGUCAUGCCCAUUGGAAUGACGGUAAUAUCAAUUGUUUUUGCCAUGUUCUUGAGCGUACUAGGUGUACGUGCAUUAGGAGAGACAGACCUGAACCCGGUUUCUGGUAUCGGAAAAAUAAGCCAGAUACUAGCAGGCGGAUUAAUGCCUGGUGCAAUUGUAGCAAAUCUAAUUGCCGGAGGUAUUGCUGAAGCAGGUGCUCAACAAGCCGGAGACCUUAUGCAGGACCUAAAAACAGGAUACCUUCUAGAUGCGUCGCCCAAAGCUCAAUUUUACGGUCAACUUAUCGGGUCCCUUUUCAGUUCAUUUGUUUCAACAGGAGCUUACUUAUUGUACACGUCCGUCUAUGUCAUUCCGGGGCCCGAAUUUCCUGUUCCAACCGCACAAGUAUGGCUUGAUAUGUCCCGACUUGUCAAUGGACAACCUUUGCCUGACCAUGUUUUAGAAUUUAUCCUUGGGUUUGCUAUUCUAUUCGCUUUUCUUGUGGUGAUAAAAGAAACAGGAGGCUCAGAUAAAGGUUGGCGUCGUUAUAUACCUCAAGGUAUUGCAUUUGCGAUUGGUAUUUAUAACCCUCCUAGUUUCACAUUGGCUAGAGUUAUUGGUGGCUUUAUUGCUUCGGCUUGGGAAAGCUACUGCGAUUCGGACCGUCAUAGUAGUGGCUGGUGUAAAUCGUACAAAAAAAUCGGGCAUGUGUUGAUUGUGAUUGUUGCCAGCGGAUUUGUAUUAGGGGAAGGUACUUUUGCUAUUGUCAACAUGGCACUUCAUGUUCUCCGUGUUCCCCAUUUUUAAAAUAGAAAUGUGUAUAUUUAGUUGAUUUGUUACAUAAAGAUUUUACCUUGCGGUAGUGGUUGUGAUUUAAUUGUCAAAGACAUUUCCAAUAUGCAGAUUUUUUGUCUAUAUGAUAACAACUAAAAGCUAAUGAUGUUGCCGUAAUUUAUAAAG